AUGCCCAUUACAUACGCAGUCCUAUACCCUCGGGAAGCAGAAGUCAACCUGGAUUACUUCAUCAAUGUCCACAUACCCUUAGCAGAAAGACUCUGUGGCAAGGAUGUGCUCCUCUCAUGGGAGGUGUUCACGUUCCCUUCCGAUGCACCGUACUGCCUUCAAGCCAAUGUGACCUGGGCCAGUGCCGAGGCAAAAGCCGCCGCUAUGUCGGGUGAGAAUGGGAAAGUGUUGAUAGAUGAUGUUGAGAAGUACGCCAAAGCACGGCCGUUCUCUAUGGCGCGAGAAGAAGUAGCUCGGAGUAUGUCUGUAUAA
Molecule: messenger RNA, 312 nt
Organism: Aspergillus luchuensis
Lineage: Eukaryota; Fungi; Ascomycota; Eurotiomycetes; Eurotiales; Aspergillaceae
Exons: 2
Coding region: 1-312 (103 amino acids)
Molecular function (GO): oxidoreductase activity
Source: RefSeq, a predicted model, not a curated record